CACAUUUCCUGUUUAUAACUGAACAGAGUACACACAAAAGAGUUGAAGAAACAGAGGAGAAAAAAAAACCUGAGUGCUGAUAAAGACAUAUGUCGGUGCUGUGCUGUUUCUAACAUAACAUAGCAACGGUAUUUAAGGGGAAAAGUUUGUGGGAGAAUUCUAAGCCUACCGAUCUCUUUCAUGGAAGUACACAGACUCUUCUGAAAAGACAAGCAUGUCUGGAAACUCUGGAUGCCCCUUCUUCCUCUGGGGACUUCUAGCCUUCUUGGGUUUGGCUCUGGUUAUAUCGGUGAUCUUCAAUAUUUCCCACUAUGUAGAGAAGCAGCGACGAGAUAAAAUGUACAGAUACUCUGAUGACUACAUUCCAAGAGUUGAUGAAUAUUAUGUUGAAGAUGUUCCAAUUUAUGGUAACUUAGAAAAUAUAAUCCCAGAACCACUGGACGAAGACUGCUAUGAGCAAAUGAAAGCUCGACCUCAGAGAUCGGCGAGUGAUGCACAGGAGGCAGCUGCACCUGCACAGGUACCUGCUGAAGCUCAGAUGUGCUAUGCCUCACUGGAUCACAGCGUGAAGGGGAAACGCAGAAGGCCCAGGAAACAGAAUACUAAUUUGUCAGACAGAGGAAAGGAUGCACAAGUCUACACAAUGGAUGCCAAUGUUUCUCAGAUCAAUAUGGUAGAAAGUUUCCCACCAGAUAACCAGGUAGUAGAGGAAAGUGUUCAUGAUGACCCUGCUAGACUGUUUGGGUUGAUCCGUGCCAAGAGAGAGCCUGUAAUCUAACUGGACCGUGAUCCAUCUCAAUGAUAACACCCUUUGAAAGAUGGUUAAAAUCCCUCAUGUGACACACAGGGACUGGCACAGUGACAGUCUGCUCAUUUGUCGAUGGGAUGGUACCUUCCUUUUUUCAUGGAUUGCAUCCCUACACACUAAAUCUAAUAAAAUUAGCUAUAUGAAUUCAGUAAUAGGAAAAGUAGAUUAAUAAAAUGCAGUUUGCAAAUUAAAUUACUUCAUACUAAAAUCAAAAUGAACAGUAAUAUCUAGCAAGAACAAAUUUUUAAAAGUAUAUAUGUGCUAUGGGACAUCUUGAAUGAAAGAGAAAAGCCAGUGUCUUUAAAAAAAUUAAUCAGUAAAACAUGUCUUCUUUCAUCAAUGUGAAUAAAUAGAAGAAAUUUCUAAUUAAAAGUUCACUGCCAAGAAAAGUAGAAUAAUCUUGAAUAUUUUUCCAAAAUGUAAAUAGUAUCAUUAGUUUUUUAAAUUUUUAUAAAAAUAUAUCCAUGCUUUUUUCAACAAUUAAAAAUUAACAAAAAAUUCUACUAGUCAGAGAUAAUAUGAAUGAAUAUUUUUUAUGAAUAACUGUGUUUCUGGAUAUUUUGCUAGACACAACCAUCUGUGUGGGUCAGCUUUUCCUGUUCUCUGUUUUAACUUAAAAAUAGGGGAUUAUGCAUAUUAUUUAAAUUCUCUUUGUGUAUCGAGAGACUAUGGCUUUGUUUCUACUAUACUUAACUAUUUUAAAAUGUAUUCAAUUUUCAAUUUGAUGAUUCCGGGAGGCAAACACAAGGUCUUUCAGAUGAAAGACAAGUACUCCACCACUGAGCUUCCUCGCAAGUCUGUCUCUGAAUUCUGAUGUCUGUAUUGUAUCUCAUUUAUGAUUAAAUCAUAAAUCAUUUAAAGACGUUUAAA
Molecule: messenger RNA, 1678 nt
Organism: Apodemus sylvaticus (European woodmouse)
Lineage: Eukaryota; Metazoa; Chordata; Mammalia; Rodentia; Muridae
Product: T-cell receptor-associated transmembrane adapter 1
Exons: 6
Coding region: 215-778 (187 amino acids)
Biological process (GO): negative regulation of receptor recycling; positive regulation of T cell receptor signaling pathway
Cellular component (GO): T cell receptor complex
Source: RefSeq, a predicted model, not a curated record